UGUCUCCCCAAAGCGCCACCUAUACUAUUGUAAAGAUGGCGGCUCCGGCGAAAAGCUCGCCGAGGGACGCUCAAGUAAUGGCAGCAAUUUUGAAAGAUAUGGGCGUUUUAGACUACGAACCAAGGUUGAUUAAUCAAAUGCUUGAAUUUACCUACCGAUACAUCACUGACAUCCUGGAUGAUGCUAAAGUCUACUCAACUCAUGCCAACAAGAAGAACCUGGACACAGAUGAUGUCAAGCUAGCCAUUCAGUGCAAGAUGGAUCACUCUUUCACUACACCUCCACCAAGAGAUAUGCUGAUGGAGAUAGCACGACACAAGAACGGUCAGCAGCUGCCCCUCAUCAAGCCCUACUCCUUGCCACGCCUGCCACCAGACAGGUACUGUCUCAGUGCUCCCAACUACAGGCUGAGGACUCUCAAGAAGUCAAGAAUCCAGAUUGGGCUACCACAGUUUUCUUCCGGUUCUCCGAGAAUCAGCAUAGCUCCCAUGCAGUCAAAGGGCUCCAGUUCAUCUAGUCAUGGACUCACAGUGGUAUCAAAAGCUCAACCCACAGUGACAAUCAUCAGUAAACCUGCCACAGCCACAAUUCCUAAACCUACUAUUAGAGUCAACACAGGGAUGACCAAAGUCCUUCCCAACACCAGCGGUCAGAUCAUCACUACCCGACCAAUACCAACCAGCACUCUGUCCACUAUUGGUCAGCAGGGGGCAUUUGGAGGUCAGCCCAUGAUCCCUGGUAUCAACCCUCUCAAGAGGAAGCUGGAAGAUGAUGAUUAUGACAAGUGACGUGGAUGUUGAGGGGACAUCUGGAAGGGGAUGAUAGUGAGACUGACUAGUGAUGAGGUUGCUGAGACUGGAUUAGAUGUGGCUUCAUCAGGGGCUGGACUCCUGGAGGCAGUGUUCUCAAUGUUGCAGUGUCAAGUUAUCCUGCAGACACUGUUUGGUUAAGCUCAACUAAUCAAGACUACAGUAUAUUGAAUAUACAACUGUUGCCAAACACAUUAGGGUGGUACACAUCUUGAUACACGAUACAUAAGAAGGCGAAAAGGCAGUCUACUGGACAUCUUCUGCCAUUUUGGUAAGGGAUGCGCACAAGCUCCUUCCUCAGCAAAACUUUUCAGAUGCCAAUUUUUCUGCCUCAGUAAAUAACAAUGGGUUUGGGGAGCUUGAAUUAAAUGCUUUCGUAAGUAAAGGUAAUUUUUAUUUCCAAAGUUAAUACAAAAUACAUUGUUGGUUGUUUUUAAUUCAGCCCAUUGGAUAUCACUGAUGAGGUUGUAGCAUGUUCUAAUGAACUUCUAUUUUUUAGUACAUUUUCAAUGUUUAUGGAUUGCUUUGAGACUCUAGUUGGAAGUUUAAUCAUAAAGCUUACAAAUGCAAGCAGAGUCAUUUUUACGGCUUAUUUUAGCUUUAUGGCCCUAUUUUUCAAACAGGUGUGUCGUUUGUGGGUUUGUUAGUAGUAUCAAACAAACAUGGUGGAUAUGUGCCGGUAAAAUGCAUAUGUAUCCAUAUACUUAACAUUUGCCAUGUGAGGGAGACAUAUUCCACCCAAAGAAUGAGUUGAGCCUCAAACAACAUGUCAUCGUCCUGAGGCAAGGGAGUUAACUGACUUUUAAAGUCCAGUUUCUACCCUUGCCGAACUAGGCUGGAAUCAUUGUGACCGGCUGAAGUAACGAGUCUCUUCUAAAACAACAAACUAAAAAUAAAUAAUCCAUCACGUCCAGUACUAUGUAAAAACGAUUUUGGUCAAGCAAGCUUGGCUGAGAGUGAUCCAGAGUGUCUGAAAUUAAGUCACCAGCAUUGCUAUAAUGUCAACAAAUGUUUCGGGUACCUAGAUUCAAAUACAUCGAGAGCAAACCUCAAGGACCUCAGAACCCUGUAAUUUCGAACAUUGGUAAACUGUACUAGACAUCACAGAAUUUUUUUCUGAAUGGCCUGUUUGUCAUGUAGACUAUCAUAUCAGAAUUCACAAAAAAACGUAUUCGAUGUAAUAAGCGCCCACGGCGAUAUUUUGCUAAUAUAUUGACUAGUGAACAAUCCCAAUUAGCACCCCUUCCAAUUGAUCAAUGUAUAUAAGACUUAUUUAUUUGUGUAUA
Molecule: messenger RNA, 2095 nt
Organism: Haliotis rufescens (red abalone)
Lineage: Eukaryota; Metazoa; Mollusca; Gastropoda; Lepetellida; Haliotidae
Product: transcription initiation factor TFIID subunit 9B-like
Exons: 6
Coding region: 36-788 (250 amino acids)
Biological process (GO): RNA polymerase II preinitiation complex assembly; DNA-templated transcription initiation
Cellular component (GO): transcription factor TFIID complex; SAGA complex
Molecular function (GO): protein heterodimerization activity; transcription coactivator activity; RNA polymerase II general transcription initiation factor activity
Source: RefSeq, a predicted model, not a curated record